Messenger RNA from Osmerus eperlanus (European smelt), 2166 nucleotides. Its product is annotated as homeobox protein OTX1 B-like. The coding region runs from base 411 to 1445 and encodes 344 amino acids. Gene Ontology annotation, molecular function: RNA polymerase II cis-regulatory region sequence-specific DNA binding; DNA-binding transcription factor activity, RNA polymerase II-specific. Gene Ontology annotation, biological process: regulation of transcription by RNA polymerase II; multicellular organism development. Gene Ontology annotation, cellular component: nucleus. NCBI's taxonomy places the organism in Eukaryota, Metazoa, Chordata, Actinopteri, Osmeriformes, Osmeridae. The transcript is spliced from 4 exons. The record is from RefSeq and is a predicted model, not a curated record.
GAGAGGGUGAUCAAUCUCAAUCCGUCAACAUUGGCAACCAACUUACCAUAGUGCAAGACGCAAAGAUGCAAUUGAUUUGAUUUUGUUUUGGAUUUUCAAAGCAGAAGUUUGCCUCUGAGACGAAUCAUUAAUUUCGAAUUAUAAAGGGCAUCCAGUUGCAAUAUACUUGAUUUUAAGUGUGCAUAUACAGAUACGAACUCGUCCAUUUGUGUACGCACCUUGGUUGUCUCGUUCUCAAGACUUUUCUUAAUGUGGAUAUUUUUAAUACACGGGAUCUUCUCGACUUGAACACAGAGACAGGGAAUACAAACGACGAAAAACGAAAGAUAAGGGACCUUUCGACGGACUGCAACAUCGGGGAAAUCGAUUUUUUUCGCGCUGACGUUGGUUUCCCCGUGUCCGUUUCUAGCAUGAUGUCAUACCUCAAACAAGCCCCGUACGGCAUGAACGGACUGGGGCUCAGUGGAGCGACUAUGGACCUUCUGCAUCCAUCCGUGGGUUAUCCAGGUAAUCCCAGGAAACAGCGGAGAGAAAGAACAACUUUUACGCGUACUCAGUUGGACAUUUUGGAGUCCCUUUUUGCAAAGACGCGCUAUCCGGACAUAUUCAUGAGAGAAGAGGUUGCGUUGAAAAUAAAUCUGCCAGAGUCUAGAGUACAGGUGUGGUUUAAAAACCGAAGAGCCAAGUGCCGCCAGCAGCAGCAGAGCGGGAACAGCGCCAAGGUUCGACCAGCGAAGAAGAAGUCAUCUCCGGCAAGGGAGAGCACGGGGUCAGAGAGCAGUGGCCAGUUCACACCUCCGGCUGUGUCCAGCACCGGCUCUUCUUCCUCCUCCUCUUCCUCGGCCUCGUCCGGCUCCAACACGUCGGGCCACGGAGGCCAAGGCCUGAGCGCUUCUACCUCCGUCACUGCCCCUGUGUCUUCCAUCUGGAGCCCCGCGCCCAUCUCCCCGGCCCCUGCACCUCCCCCGGUGCCUGACCCCACUCCCCCCACCAGCGCCUCCUGCAUGCAGAGGUCCGUAUCGGCCGGUGGAGGAACCACCUCAUACCCGGUGUCCUACAGCCAGACGGCGGCGGCCUACGGUCAGGGCUACCCGGCCGCAGCCUCAGGCUCCUACUUCGGAGGGGUGGAAUGCAGCUCCUACCUGGCCCCCAUGCACUCUCACCACCACCCCCACCACCCGCACCAGCUCAGUCCCAUGACGGGCUCCUCCAUGUCUGGCCACCCGCAUCACCACAUAGGCCAGACCUCAGGGCACCACCACCAUCACCCCCACCACCACCAGGCCUACAGUGCGCCAAGCCUGGCCUUCAACUCCUCAGACUGUCUGGAUUACAAAGAACAAACAGCGGCGGCCGCGGCGGCCUCCUCGUGGAAACUCAACUUCAAUGCCUCAGACUGCUUGGACUACAAAGACCAGGCCUCCUGGCGAUUCCAAGUCUUGUGACUUGUUCUUUUUUUUCCUUUUCAAAGAAGUGUUCUUGUUUUUGUUGUAUUCUUUUGAAGAGCAUUCUCUUCCGAACGUUGAGAAGUUAUGUAGAGACAAUUACCAGGACCCUUUUAAGUUAACAUGUAAGAAAUCAGAUAACAUGACAUGUCCAUUUGGCCUUGUGUUUUAUUUUGCCUUUAGAAAUAAAUCAUCUAUAGCUAGAACAACCGUACUGGUAAAUUUGAAUCAGAUACCCAUAGUUAGGGCAACAAGGAAUAUUUUUGAAACAAUGAGCCACUAUUGAGCUCAACUCAUGUAGGCCUUACUCCCUCCCCUUAUUCUGCGUUGGAGCAGGAACUGCGUGUUUUGGAUUUUGCUUAAAUACUCUUAUUGACCCUCAAUUAGUAGAGCAUCACAAUUUGUCCUAAAACGUCAAGUGAAAGAAUCACAAUUGUGAUUCACCCAUAUCAGACUUGACAUUAAUAAAUCAUGACGCUGCUAUCGUUUUUUUUCUUCAUUUUGCUGAUAUUCCAAUUUAUGUUGAAUUCAACUUGGAUAUUGUUCAUAACUCGUUGUCCGGACUGUAGUGUUGUAUUUUGGAAGUUUAAUUGCAGCACUUGUUUAUAAGGUCAAAUAUUUUGCUAUUGUUCUUUACGAAGAAAUGUGAAUUAGACACGCAAUGUCAGUAUUCCAUUGAGAUUUCAAAUGUACAUUCGUGUCUUUAUAAUAAAGAUUCGUU